Loa loa (African eye worm) is the source of this 381-nucleotide messenger RNA. RefSeq lists its product as hypothetical. Lineage: Eukaryota; Metazoa; Nematoda; Chromadorea; Rhabditida; Onchocercidae. The transcript is spliced from 2 exons. The record is from RefSeq and is a predicted model, not a curated record. The coding region runs from base 1 to 381 and encodes 126 amino acids.
AUGAGAGCCGAGAGAAAGCAGUCUGAUGAGCAGUCAGAAGUAAUUACUAAAAAAAUAAAAGCUCAUCGUAAAUCGUUAAGUAUCGUUGAAAAUACUAAUUCGUCACCAAUUUCAAAACGAAAACGCAGGCGGGAAAGUUUUGUUGAAGUCAAGACGAAGAUUCACGACAUGCUAUGGAAUACAAUAUAUCACCGUGGUCAUCGUUAUGAUGUUCGUGCUGCCGAUCGAGAGGCUGUUCAGGUGGAACAGAAGCUUAUGCAAUCUGACGGUGAAGCUACUGUUGCUAGUUUAACUGAUGGUACCAUUCGUCAACAAAACUUCAAUGUAACAAAAAUUCCAUCAAAGCAAAAAGCAAAAAGAGCAAAGAUUUCCUCCAACUAA